GGAUCCGUUUUGCCGGUUUGUUGUGUGCUGUUUACCAAAGAAACAUUCCAUGAAUGAUAAAACGAUAAAUUCUAUAGCAGAAAGCCUUGUUCCCAAAAACUAUCUGUCGAUAGCAAACGAUGCCCGACAAGAGCGUGAUAAACUUGUUCGAAUUUUACUGGAAAAGAAAAAAAUACCACACGAUGGAUGGAACGAAACGACGAUAGAAUACCUGAUAGCAGAACUAGCAAUGCUCGACAGUAACAAUUUCAACUCCCGGUGUGGCGUCGGAGAACGAGAAGGCCGGGUAAUCUGCGAUCUUGUUCGUAGGAGACACUACAACUUUGCUCAUGGCAUUGGCCGUUCCGGUAAUCUUACCGCCGCUCAACCGAAGGCCGCUGGCUCGACGUUAAUGGCAAAUCUUACCAACAGCUUGGUCCGUGACCUAAUACGCACCAUUGGUGUGCCCAAUUGUUCGAGCGCAGCCGUGGUUCCGAUGGCCACCGGAAUGACUGUUAUGCUCACGCUUCGUGCUAUCCACGUUCAAAGACCAGACUCGAAGUUCGUCCUUUGGUCCAGGGUGGAUCAGCAAUCUUGUUUCAAAAGCAUCCUUGCCGCCGGCCUAACUCCAAUCGUUAUCGAUAGUGUGCUGUCCAAGGAACAUACCACUCCAAAACAGUCAGUUCCCUUCGCUACCGAUCUAGCUGCGUUUGAGACUAAAAUUCAAGAACUAGGCGUUGAUAAAGUUUGUUGCCUCCUAUCGACAACUAGCUGUUUUGCGCCACGAAAUAGUGACGAUAUAUUAGAACUGGCAAAGCUUUCUGCGAAGUACAAUGUACCACAUGUGGUAAACAACGCGUAUGGACUGCAGAGUACGUUCUUUUGCCACCAACUUGAACGUGGGUCACGUGCUGGAAGAAUCGAUGCGUUCAUUCAGAGUACGGAUAAGAAUCUGCUCGUCCCGGUAGGAGGAGCAAUCGUUGCAGGAUUCGACAAAACGACGGUUGAUUCCAUCGCACGACUCUACCCUGGCCGUGCUUCCGGGUCGCAGUCGCUGGAUGUACUUCUGACAUUAUUGACGCUUGGCGUCAACGGUUACCGAAAACUGAUGAACGAGCGCAAAGAACUACAUCAACUUUUGCUGGGUGGUUUAAGCGAUUUAGCGAAAUCGUACAAUGAACGUAUAUUACCCUGCAACAAUCCCAUCUCUAUCGCAAUGACGCUGGAGACAUUCAAAACGGACUCGGGCCAGUUGGAAAUGAUAGGAUCGAUGUUACAGAAGCGGGGGGUAUCCGGAUGCCGAGUUGUUACCACGAUCGGUAGCAAAACCAUCGACGGCCAUCUCUUCACCGCAUGGGGAGCGCAUAGUUCUAUGGCGCAGGUGCCUUAUCUAACGUGUAGUGCCGCGCUAGGCAUAACACGUGACGAAAUUUCCCAUUUUCUUUCCAAAUUGAAUGAAGUUUUGCGCAAAUAUCGCAGUAAAUAUUUGGACCAGGAAUAGAUUUUUGUGAUUAAAAGAA
Molecule: messenger RNA, 1499 nt
Organism: Anopheles coustani
Lineage: Eukaryota; Metazoa; Arthropoda; Insecta; Diptera; Culicidae
Product: O-phosphoseryl-tRNA(Sec) selenium transferase
Exons: 4
Coding region: 50-1480 (476 amino acids)
Biological process (GO): selenocysteine incorporation; conversion of seryl-tRNAsec to selenocys-tRNAsec
Molecular function (GO): O-phosphoseryl-tRNA(Sec) selenium transferase activity; tRNA binding
Source: RefSeq, a predicted model, not a curated record